AGUCAUUGUGUCAGGUAAUUGCUAACCUUUAUUAAUCGCCCUCUGGAUGCCUGGGAGUUAACAGUGGGACAAUACAUGUAACGGUCACGGGCGGUAAAUGGAUUUGAGUGGAUCAAAACAUGUAAGCACCUACCUUGUUUUGAUGCCGUUCUAGCUACUUCUGUUUAUCAAUUCAAAGGCUGGGAUGGGAGCAAGAGUGCAGAAGAUUAUUUUAUCAAGCGUGCGUCAACAUGGCAGAAUCUGUUUCUUCUGAGCCGUAAAGUUAAAAAAUCAAGAUGGCCAAUGUGCAGGAAGACAACAUGCUCACAGCGAACCAGCAGAGGGCGCUUGACCUAUUGCUGCGACUCAAGCAUGAGUUUGACCCCAGCCAUCUCAGCGAAGCGUGCAGGGAGCUUACAGGGCUGAUUGUAAACCAAUCGGAUUGUAUUCAGAUCUUAGAGGAUUACCACGCUCAGGGUCCAGUCAUUGAUAUGAUGGAACAUCGAACCUAUGAAGCUGAUGUUCAACAGACUGGAUAUGAAGCCCUGGCUGCUAUGAUGAGUGCCAGCAAGAAACUAAAAGAUCUGAUCCAGAAACGACAUGUUCACCAGGAUGUGUUAGAGAUAAUGGGUAAACACACCAAGGACCCCUGUGUGCAAAUAGCUGCAUUGAAGAUGAUCACGUUCCUUGCCAUGUCACCCAAUAUAUGCGUCGUUCUGUUUGAAGAGCAGGUUCUUGAAGCGAUAGUACAGACCAUGAACAAUUUCAAAAGCAACGAAGACCUUCAAAAGGUGGCCUGCCAAGCACUGAGACAACUCCUUGCAGAAGAUUCCUCCAAUCAGGUUGACUUUGUGGACGAUGGGAAGCACCGGUCUGUUACAGCGGCACUCAGGAAUCAUCGAGGGAUUGUGGUUGUUCAGGAAGAGGCUAUGUGGCUACUGGCUGUCCUAGCUGGUUCAGAGGAAAACUACGACAUCCUUCUCCAGGAAUGUCAGAAGUUGUUGAUAUCGGCAAUGAAGAAUUUCCCAGAAGAGGAAGGCGUCCAGACUGCUUGCUUUGCCUUCAUUGAUGCUGUAGCUAUUAAUAUUGAGAGUCAGCAGUUAUUGGAAGUGAAUGGCACGUCUGGUCUCGUUCUGUCUGGGAUUCGAACAUUCCCUCAUAAUGCUGACUUACAAACGCUCGGCUUUGGUAUUCUCUCCAAACUAAGUGAUGUUAUUUUCCGAUCUGGGAGUAUGAGCAUGGAGCCAGUAGAGGAUGAUUGGCUGCCGGAUAUCUUUAUGGGAUUGACUCUUCAUCUUGACAACAAGGAGUGUCAGGAAGCUGGUUGUAAUGCGAUACAUGAACUGGUUGAGAGAAGACCACACAUGCUGAAAGGAAUUGAAAACAACAUCAGCCUAGAGAAUGCAGUAUUGGCAAGUCUGCGUGUGUAUGGUGAAAGUGAUGUCAGUGUUUUCAUAGCAUCAUGUGCUGCCAUCCAUUCCUUGGUGGUAAACUCCGAGAUGAUGCAAGAGAGUUUCAUGAUGAAGGGAACCUACAUGGACAUCCAGGCUGGUAUGACGACCCAUCAGCUGUAUGAUAAAGCCCAGGCCAUUGCCUGUAAGGCUCUAAUGGGACUCUGUCUCUUCAGUCCUGAAGAUAAGGAAGCUUUAGCCCUAGCUGGGGUCCAGGCUGAGAUCUUCAAUUCUCUGAAACUUUAUCCUGAGAAAUUAGACGUGCUUGAGUCAGCUAUCGGAGCCAUUGCUUGCCUUGCAGACGUUGACAUUGUUCGUUACCAGUGCAUGGUAGAAGGAAUCCAUGAGUUGAUUUUACAGGGAAUGAUCAACAACCCUGAUGAGAGUAGGAUACAGGAGCUAGCCUUAGAAGCAAUGGCCGUCCUCUCAACAGCUGAUGGUAUGGCUGAGAUACUGUGUGAGGCUGGAACGUUAGCACAUACUGUAGAGACUAUGGCAAGAUACGGCCAUUGUGAAGGUAUUCAACAGAAAGGUAGCAUUCUGCUGCAGGCGCUGGUAGCCGAGCAGAAAUCCAUUGACAAUGUACCGGUUGCUAGGCAGGUCGCCAAGGCUCUGGUUACUGCCAUGAAGAAAUUCCGCAGUGAUCCUAACGUUCUUGCUGAGAGUUGUGUUGCGAUGCAGUUGCUGGCAGAGACAUCAGAGCAGAUUGGUCACGUAUUUGUAGAGAAUGACGCUCAUGAGGAGCUUUUCUACAUCAUUGAAACCUACGAUCAGGACAAAGUACUGAUUGAUCUAGCGUGUGAGUGUCUGUAUGUUCUAUGCUGGAAAUGGGAUUUCAAGAAGGAGAUGCUUCUAUGGGCUUGCAGACAGGACAAACUUAAGGGUGUGGAUGUGUUGCUACAGCUAAGUGCUAAUGUCAAUGUUGGCCAAGGGAAGGAAACUCCACUGUGCAUGGCUGUCCAAAGAGGCAACACGGACAUGGUGAAACUCCUCCUCAAACAGGGAGUGAGUGACAUCAACACAGCUUUACGUGUGAGUCUGGACCUUAAGCAUAACAUCAUUACUGGGCUCUUACUUCAAAACAUGGGCCAUGAUAAAGAAGCCGGAGUUGUUACAUGGAGUGGACUGAGGCUUACUACACUUCAACCAUUAUGGUUUUAUCCAACAUUUCUAGGUCAGACAUCACCAACGCAAAAAUCAGCCAUCUCCUCCUCUACUCAUAUCGCCAGCCGCAUCAGACACACCAAGGAGAACAGAGCCAAGAGACGCCAAGAAGUCUUCAGUUUACUCAGACGCAGCGAGGUUGACGGUACAUUCUGCUCCAACCUAGCACCGGUGCUACAUACCUCCUCCCUUCACAUCCUUGUCUCAGCAGACAGGGAGCUGUGCCCAGGUAGCCCACGCCCUAAGGGAUCUACCGGACCCCAGAUGGGUAUCUCUGAUGAUGAAGGCACCCAGUCAGCUUUGACAGAUGAGUCUGUUUUCACCUAUGCUCAAAAUGGAGACACCAGCACCCCCGGCACUGAUCCUGUCCUGGUGGAAGCUCAGGACCAAAGCCAGCCUAUAUCUGCCCGCUCUCGCUACCACGAACGGUCCAGGAGUCUAAAUGACCCUGAGUUUGCUCGCUUCACCAAGGUCCGUCGUCGACAACGUUCAGCGAGUGAGAUGGAUAUGUUACGUAAGGUGUCUCACAGCUUUGUGCCUUGGCGUAGAUCACUGAGUAGUGCCAACCUGCCGAUUAAUCCUGAUGACCCACGCUGUCUUGAGAGUCUACAGCGAGGUUUGAGAGAUCAGAAUUCUUUAGCAGAGUCUGAUUCUCAUGAGAAUACACCUCGCAGUCAAUCACCGAGUCUGCUUAGUAUCGAAUCCUAUAUCAACUUACGAUCAAGGUCACAUCCUGAGAGUGAAAUAAGAAGUGCUUUAUCAGUUAGUGAGAUGAGCUCCUUGGAGGAUCAGGUCCAAUCACCGCUAUCAACAAGCUCACAACCAAGAACUCCGAAACGUUUGAUUUCGUUUUCCUUCAACAAUACGAGUGACAGUAGUAUGACUGAUAUGGAGUUCUCUGAACCAUCUCAGUCUACGUCCGUCAUGCCUGACGUCGUUCCAGCCCUAUCCUCAACCUCACAGUUCCAUAGCACACCAGUCAGCAGCAGAAAGAGUCGUCGCAGCUCACGUCAUAUGCUGCGAAUUCACCCCACCAUGCUCGACGUACCAGAAGCGUCAGAUCUUCAUAUUUAUCUUUUGGACCUCUCAGCCAAUCACAUCACCGAUCUCCAGAAACUCGCUCUAGCCGAAGAGAAACUCCUGGAGCAGUUUGCGUUCCUUGAGAAGCUGGACUUGAGUAAUAACUCACUGGAUGAGUUUCCAGCUCACCUUGCUGAGUCCAUGCCAUUUCUUCAGCAUCUAGACCUGAGAAACAAUCAAUUCCAGCUUCUUCCUGUUCAUGUAUUCAGUAACGAGAAGCUCCAAACACUAGACAUGUCUGGAAACAAGCUUAGCAACAUCAGAGAGGAGCCAUUGGAAGUUUCCUACUCACUGAUUGAUCUGAAUUUGAGCAACAAUCAAAUACAGCAGUUUCCAAUCUGGCUGGGACGCUACGCACCAGCACUGGUUACUCUCUCACUAGCAAGGAACAGUCUGAAUGAUCUGCCUUUACGGUCCCUUGAGCUCAGCCGAUUGCAGUCUUUGGAUCUAUCUCAUAAUAAUCUCAAACACAUACCAUCUGAAAGUAUGUGGCAGUGUUUGUCAUUGGAGUAUCUUAACGUCUCUUUCAAUAAACUAGAGAGUCUCUCAGAGGAACUUGGGGAAACUCUGUCUUCACUUGUAACCCUUAAACUAGCCGAGAACAAGCUCGCCCUUCCAGACCGUCCAUUCAUUCCGAAAAUGAUUCUUCAGUUACCAUGGCUGAGGAGCAUUGACUUGAGCAAUAAUGGUUUGAUCGGCGUCCCCCCUCCAGUAGAAUGGAAGAGUCAAGGCUUGAGGGAAGUUCAUCUCGGACACAACAGAAUCAAGAAGGUGGACCUGGGUGAGAAUAUCCGCUCAUGGCAGAAACUUGAACGUCUUAGUCUGAACAACAAUCAACUCUCACAGAUACCGAGAGAGAUAGGUCAGAUAUCGACGUUGACGUCUUUGGAUAUAAGCAACAACCCAAAGACCACCAGCAUCCCUGAUGACCUGGGGAGACUAUCAAGGCUCUGGGAGUUUCCUCUUGAUGGAUUGAAAUUGGAUCUGGAUCCGUCCAUUCUGAAGGGUCGUACUAAGGACAUCGUUGGCUUCCUCAAUCAGAAACUCAAACAGUCUGUUCCCUACUAUCGCAUGAAGCUUAUGCUAGUGGGUUACGGAGGCAGGGGCAAGUCCACAUUGUUGGCCAGACUACAGAAGCAGAAGAAGAGUAAGAAGUUCGCCAACGUUGCUACCGUUGGGAUCAAAGUACAAGAUUGGAAGAUACCAGUUCGGACCAAUCGUAAGACAGUGGAUUUCUGUCUGAAUACUUGGGACUUUGCUGGUCAGGAGGAUUUCUACAGCACCCAUCCCUGCUUCCUGACAGGCAGAGCUCUCUUCUUGGUGGUGUACGACAUCAGUAAAGGUCCAGAUGAAGUCAAGACACUACGCCCAUGGCUGUUGACAAUUCAGGCUCUGGCGCCCUCGUGCCCAGUGGUUGUCGUUGGAACGCACAAAGACAAAAUACCAAAAGACAAAGAGUUGGAGUUUAUCCGAGACAUGGAGCUAAGGGUACAGAGUCUCUGUAAGUCUCCAGGCUUCCCUGAGAUCAUGGGAUUCAGAGCCAUUAGUUGUACCAGCGAGAAUGAGGGACUAGAGGCACUAAGACGCCUCAUUGUGGACCUCAUUGAGACUUGCAAAAUCAAAGGCCAGCCAAUCUUGGGACAGAUGAUUCCUUAUAGUUAUCAGCAUCUUGAGGAGUUAUUGAAGGAGGAAGCGAGAAGAUUGAAGGAGAGUAACCAGGCCCCGGUAGUAAUGAGGAGACAGUUACUGCAGAUGGUUCGAGAACAUUCCCUACAGCUGGACAUCGAUGAACUCUCACAGGCUGUGAGAUUCCUGCAUGAAACUGGAGUUCUUCUUCAUUACAACGAUCCAGUCAGUCAGCUUAAAGACAUGUACUUUGUGGAUCCAGAAUGGCUGUGUAAAAUGAUGGCACUCAUCGUAACAGUCAGAGAGAUCAAUCCGUACAUCAACUCCCACGGGGUUAUAAGAAUCAGCGACAUCAACGUUCUGUUCUCAAGAACGGAAGACCUCCCGAUGAAUCUGAUACCACAAUAUCUGAAGCUACUAGAGAAAUUUGAAGUAGCGCUUCCUGUCAAUGAGAAAGAGUUGAUGAUUCCUUGUAAGAUGCCACGACAGAAACCAACUAUCAGUCUCCCCUCAUCCAACAAACAAGAUAUGUUACAUCGUUUUUAUGAGAUGCCAUACGUCCCAAUUGGUCUGUGGUCACGUCUUAUAUUGAGACUUCUUGUCUUCUCUACACAAAUGCUGCGGACACCAUCUUCUGUUGCUUCCAGCGAUGAGGAUGCUUCCAAGGUAACCAAGUACUGGAGGGAGGGAAUUUACGUCCGCUGGACAAAAGAAGCUUUCUUCUGUGUUGAGCCCUUGAAGAAAGGACUGGACGGUCUGAAAAUCACCGUGCCACAGUCAAAAGAUGGAAACAGGCUACUGGGUCUUCUAUGUGACCAUGUCGAUGACCUAAUUGAAGAGUGGUUCCCAGGUCUGACUGAGAUCGACCCAUUACUAGGCAAGACGCUGGUACAGCGCAUGGUACCCUGCGUCCUUUGUGAAGAGAGCAGCAUAUACCAGUUCAAUCUGAAUGAGUUGAUUGAAAGGUCAGAGGUCAGCGAUCAUAUUGUCUGCCCUAACCAUGAGGACAUGUUGGUAUCCCUUAAGUUGCUGGCUCCUGAUGUGAUGCUUUCGGACCUGGAGGACAGGUUCCACAUUGAUCCCAAACAGCUCGUGUUCAAUCCAAGUUCUUCUCACAUGCUUGGAGAUGGGAGUUUUGGUUCGGUGUACAAAGCUAAAUACAGGGACCAGCCUGUUGCAGUCAAGGUAUUCGGUAUGGGACCUGAUGUUCACCCUCAUAGACUGCUCAGACAAGAGGUGACUAUACUACGGCAGCUUCAGCAUCCUAGCCUGGUAUCCAUGGAAGGAGUUGCUCUGAAUCCCAGAGUCUUGGUUCUUGAGUUGGCUCAGCUUGGUUCCUUAGCCUCAGCUCUACGUAGUAAGAAAGUCACUAAUAGAAGUCUACAACAUCGUAUUGCCAUGCAGGUUGCCGACGGAUUAAUGUUCCUUCAUGAGAAUAGGAUUGUCUACCGAGACCUGAAGCCAGAUAACAUCCUUCUCUUCUCUCUGUCUUUAGGAACACUGCACAAUGCCAAGAUAGCAGAUUAUGGUAUUUCCAAGUUUGCUACUCCAUAUGGUCUAAGGGCACCUGAGGGUACCCCAGGCUAUCGAGCACCUGAGGUCAUCAGAGGACUGUCAACUUACAACACUGAGGUUGAUAUUUACUCCUUUGGGAUCCUAUUGUAUGAAAUGGUGACUGGGGGACACAAACCGUUUGAAGAACUGGAGUUCAGAGCUGAACUGGAUGAAGCUGUCAUGAAGGGUCGUCAGCUUCCUCCACUGACCCAUAACAAUGUGGCUGCAUGGCCUGAUCUACAGGAGCUGAUUGACUACUGCUUAGAGCACGUUCCUCAACACAGACCUACAUCUGCGCAAGCAUUCAGGUGGUUGAGCUCAGCUGAGUUACUGUGCCUAAAGAGGGAGUACCCACUGCUUAUGGACAUCUGUGUGGAAUGUAUGACUGUCAGGGUAUAUCAUUCUGAAGGGGAGGAAUGUCAGGAGGUGUGGCUUGCAGGAGGGGACAGGAAGACCACUAUGGUGUCAUGGAUACAACCUUUGAACUCUGACCCAGAGAACUCGAUACAGGGUAUGAUGUUGCAUAAGGGUCGAGCAUUAUGUAUGGCAGCCGUUGGUGAGUCAGCGAUAGUCAUUGGUACCCAGUGCGGUGAACUGUGUGUAUGCGAUCUCUCUAGUACGCCAUACAGACUUAAACACACGCUACCAAAACUAGGUGAUGCUGUGGUCUGUCUCGCAUACUGGAAAAGGGACCAGGAAGCGAGUCUUGUGUUUGCUGGACUAGCCAAUGGGAAGCUGGCUAUGUACAAAGCAACAAGACUACAAAAUGAGAAAGACUGUCAGCCAGACAAGAUGCUUCACAUUGGGUCCAGAGACGAUCCCAUAAAGUGUAUCAACAUCACUCGUAAUAAACUCUGGCUAGCGUCCAAUGCUAAGGUCAUUAGUCUCAGUAUCUAUGACCUGGAAUCGGACUCUAAUUCAACUGUUCUGGUACCAGAACCAGAAGAGAGACCUGCGAUGGUGAAGUGUAUGGCGGUUGACAAAGCAAUAUGGUUGUGCAGAAGAAACAGUUCCAUCAUUGAAGUUUGGGAUCUCGGUCGACUUAAGAAGACGUUGGUGAUCGAUGUAGCCGAGUUCAUCAGCAGUGAGGAUUCUAAGGAGGUAUCUAACUGUUACAUCAAGUCCCUAUUACUACACCCUCGUAACACCUUAUGGGUUGGGACAGCUGGAGGUCACCUGAUACUCAUUGAUACCAACACGCAUCAGAUGGUGACCGUCAUCAAACGCUAUACGUCUAACGUCAGGGCAAUGGUGGCUGUCCGGGGACAUGGAAUAAACAAAUCCAACUCCGUGGUUGUAACAUCGGGAUCAGGUUUUGUGCGCAGAACAGGGGUUCCUGAACAUACAGAUUGCCAGUAUACACAUGUCCUAGUGUGGGACGCUGAACUGAAGUCUCAAGUUCGAUACCUGGCGUCGGACACUGAGCGUCGACGCUUGCCCAUAGAAUCACACGCCAUGAAGUCAUGGCAGAAGGUGCAGAGAAUCAUUCGUACCAGUCACGCUUUUCAUCUUCACCCUACCGUCGUCUUCCCGCAACUCAAAUGCUAAGCCCCACACCCUACUCACUCCACCCCAUGCCUUCUACGUUUUGGUCUUCAUUUUGCAUGCAGUGUUUUAUUUGUGUGCAUGGCGACCGUGUUUCAGAGGAUUUGGCAUCCCUAGUGCCAUAACGUAUCCAUUUAUUUAUUGUUUAUAGCACUUGUAAAUAUUCACUAAACACUCAACAAUGCUAAGCAUUGUAUGUAAAUUUUUGAAUAAUAUUUGAUAAUUUGGAAAAAGAAAUCUUUGUACAAAAGUAGUUCCUGUACAUAUAAACAUAAAUAAAGAUUGUAGAAUCAAAACCAAAAAGUGGGGGCAGAUAUCGACCAUUAAUUCUAUCCUUUGUGCAAUAGUACUAAUGAUCUUUAAAAAAACAAAAUUUUAAGGUAAUAACAAAACUCUUGAUCAAAUUCAGAAAUGUUUAAUUAAUUAACAUUAACAAAAAGUAAAUCGAUGAGAAAAUCCAAGAUGUAAACCAUAAAUGAUAAUAAUUUUGUAUUUUGUAGUGAAUGCAAUAACUUUCUUCUCAAUUUGAAGUUGGGUGAGAACAAUGUGGCACAAAGGUUUUGCUUGCCCCUCUCCUCAAAAGGGGGGGGGGGAUUACAAAUUAUAAACAUCAUCACUAACAGUUUUAUGGUCAUAAACUUGUUGAGUAACUACUAAAAGUACCAAGCCUUUAAAUAGUUAAGGGGACUCUUCAAACUCAGCUCAGCAUUGCAUGAACCAAUCUUGUUUUGUUUUUUUGCACGAUACACAAAUAUUUUUGGGGGAACAUUUGCAUGAAGUGGUAAAUCUGGUUGAAAAACCUGAUAUUUUUUGUAUGAAUAUUCAAUGCAUUGCUCCCCCAACCAAAUAGAUGAAGGUGAACAGGGAUUGCUCCAAACAUUGAUUGGUCAUCUUCAUUGUGUGCUGUAUAUCAUAAGCUUUUUGAUUGGCUAUAUUCAUACAUGUGACCGAUUCACUUGCAUUUCAUUGGAUGCAAGGGAGCUGAUGUCAUGAAAGUUUGCAACCAAUUGUAUCUGGAGAAAUACCAUUGUAUAAACACCCCGUGUUUGUUGUCAACUUGUGUACAUCUUGAUUAGGCUGUGGCCAUUCUCAAAACCAUGACUUGGGCUUAAGUCUUAGACAUAUGCUUAGGCUCUGGCUAGGCAUGAACUGCCUGCUUUAUGUCUCAAACCAAAAGUGUACUUCGUAAAAAUGACUGACAAAAAAUUUGAACCUGAGCUGAAGGGUUGGUUUUGAUAAGGGCAUUUAAUUUAAGGCAGGCAAUCUGUGCAUGACUCGCAAUGUUGUAAACUGCAUUAAGUGCCCAGACAAGAAACUUUUUCCUAAUUAAUUAAAAAUUUGACAACUAAUCAUGUAAUUAAUUACAGUCUACAUUUACUUUUACAAAAGACAUUUAUCUUGACUUCUUACAUAACAAAAACAACCACGCCUGAAGAAGUAUCAAUAAGGCUAUCGUGGAGAGUGAAUCCGUAAAUUGGAAUUGGAAGGAGCAUUGUGGCAUGCACAGAGUGGCUGGCUUAAAC
This is a messenger RNA of Asterias rubens (European starfish), 9922 nucleotides long. RefSeq names its product leucine-rich repeat serine/threonine-protein kinase 2-like. The transcript has 68 exons. Gene Ontology annotation, biological process: protein phosphorylation. The record is from RefSeq and is a predicted model, not a curated record. Lineage: Eukaryota; Metazoa; Echinodermata; Asteroidea; Forcipulatida; Asteriidae. Bases 276 to 8402 code for a protein of 2708 amino acids. Gene Ontology annotation, molecular function: protein binding; protein kinase activity; ATP binding.